This is a messenger RNA of Dendrobium catenatum, 1824 nucleotides long. Its product is annotated as protein NRT1/ PTR FAMILY 8.1-like. Gene Ontology annotation, cellular component: membrane. The record is from RefSeq and is a predicted model, not a curated record. The transcript has 3 exons. Lineage: Eukaryota; Viridiplantae; Streptophyta; Magnoliopsida; Asparagales; Orchidaceae. Gene Ontology annotation, molecular function: transmembrane transporter activity. Bases 1 to 1824 code for a protein of 607 amino acids. Gene Ontology annotation, biological process: transmembrane transport.
AUGAAAGUUGAAGCUUCCAUCUCCGGCGAUCACGCCGUCGACGCUUCUGCUAACAGGUCCCCAUCAACGCUAGUAAGCAACGGCGCCGUCGACUACCAGGGCAAGAUCGCCGAUAAGGUCACCACCGGCGGAUGGAAAGCCGCGCCUUUUAUCAUCGUGAAUGAGGUUGCAGAGAGAAUUGCCUUCUUUGCAAUAUUGAUCAAUAUGAUGAUAUACUUGACGAAGGAGAUGCAUGAAGCUUUGCCGGAUGCAAGCACCCGUAUAACUAAUUGGAUUGGUUCUGCUUUCAUGCUUUCUCUUCUCGGGGCUUUUCUUGCCGACUCGUAUCUCGGUCGUUUUCUCAUUGUUGUCAUCUUCUCCCCCAUCUACGCUGCGGGCACUGUGUUAUUGACGCUGGCAGCGAGCAUCGACAGCUUGCGGCCGCCGCCAUGCGCUUUGGGCAGCGAAAGUUGCGAAUCCGCCACGGGCCCGCAAAACGGUGUUUUGUUAGUCGCUAUGGCGCUUAUCGCGCUCGGCACCGGCGGCAUCAAACCCUGCAUCUCAACCUUCGGCGCCGACCAGUUCGACGAGGCCGACCCCAUUGAAGCCCGCAAGAAAUCCUCCUUCUUUAACUGGUUCUUCUUCGCCUUGACCUCAGGCAUCUGCAUUAGCAUAACCCUCAUCGCUUACAUAGAAGACCAGAUGGGUUGGGCUUGGGGCUUCGGUUUGUCCGCCGUCAUCAACGUUUCCUCUGUUUUAAUCCUGGUCGCCGGGAAACGCAGGUAUCGCUACCAGAAGCCAAGGGGAAGCCCCUUCACCCGCUUUCUCCAGGUGUUUGUCGCCGCCUCCCGUAAUUACGCGAAGGGGGUACAAGCGAAGAACGCGGAAGAGCUCUUCGAGGUGAAGACCAAGGAGUCCGCCAUCUACGGGGCGAGGAAGCUCCCUCACACGAGGGAGUUAAGCUUCCUUGACAUGGCAGCGGUUGGGGCGUCUAAUGUGAACGACGGUGAUCAAAGCCGGUGGAGGCUUUGCACGGUGACGCAGGUGGAGGAAUUGAAGGCCUUUAUGCGAAUCCUCCCAAUAUGGGUCACCACCAUCGCCUUUCAACUUGCUUUCUCGCAGAUGAAUUUCUUCAUAGCCCAGGGGUUAGUAAUGAACCGCCGGCUCUCCGGCGACUUCGUCGUCCCGCCUGGCUCUGUGCCUAUCUUCGCUGCGGCGAGUUCUCUGAUUUUCAUUCUCAUGUACGAGAGAUUUAUAGUCCCGUUGUUCCGGCGGCUCACGAGCCACCCGCGUGGGCUCUCCUCGCUUCAACGGGUGGGGAUUGGCCUGUUCGUCAGCAUCCCAACCUUCGCCGUCGCCGCGCAGGUGGAACACCACCGUAGAAGCUCGGCCCACACGGGGAGCAAGCUGAGCUUUUGGUGGCUGUUUCCGCAGUACUUUCUUCUGGGAAUCGCGGAGGUGCUCACCUACGUUGGGCAAUUGGAGUUCUUCUACUACGAAGCGACGGAUGGGACAAGGAGUCUAAGCAGCGCUGUCUUUUUGAGUGCAGCUGGCGUGGGGAGCUGGCUGAAUACAAUACUUGUUAAGGUUGUGGAGAGGAAGACGGGAGGGGUGGCGAGAGGCUGGCUCAGGAGAGAUCUUAACCGGAGUAAGCUGGAUUACUUGUAUUGGAUUGUUUGUGCCAUUAACGCUGUGAACUUUUGUAUUUUUUACGUGGUGGUGACUAGGUUUUAUAAGGGGCGUGGUGCCGCGUCAAGAAAUAACGACGAUGAAGCUGAGCCAGAUGGGUUGAUAAUGGAGGAAAAAGGUGUAAACGACUCGAAUUCGACUAACCUUUUAAUUUAA